Molecule: messenger RNA, 1244 nt
Organism: Exophiala viscosa
Lineage: Eukaryota; Fungi; Ascomycota; Eurotiomycetes; Chaetothyriales; Herpotrichiellaceae
Product: Yip1 domain family
Exons: 3
Coding region: 136-1011 (291 amino acids)
Biological process (GO): vesicle-mediated transport
Cellular component (GO): membrane; Golgi apparatus
Molecular function (GO): small GTPase binding
Source: RefSeq, a predicted model, not a curated record
UAUGAUCUCCUGCCGCGUCAGAUAGACAGGCGACGUGUUGCACUUCCGGAUUCGAAAGGCUGAAGAUUCAGCUCCAGAAUAGAUCGUUCUGUUCAUGCUGCAGCACUUUUCCGAUUGAACACAAUACCCUGCACUAUGGCGAACAGAGGCUACGAUGUCGUAGUAGACAUCGACACGGAGGGUGACCUAGGCCACACCGACCUGCAGGACGACGACCUCGAAUUUCACUCCUCGAACUUUGAGACCAACCCAUCAAACCGCAAAAUCCAACCCGACUCAACGGCCUUCCUGUCCAAUAGCGCGACCAACCCAGCGACUCUGCCCAAUGACCCCUCGGCCGUUCCUCCCAAGCACAUGCUCUGGUCACUAUCGUUCUACGCCCAAUUCUUUGAUGUCGACACCACGACCGUCCUGCACCGCUGUCGCAGCGCCAUCCUCCCCUUCCUACCCAACCAGGCUCCAUUCCUCGACACGCUGGACGGAAACCCCGACCUAUACGGGCCCUUCUGGAUCGCAACGACAGUGGUAGUCAUCCUAUUCCUCACGGGCACGAUAUCUCACAAGCUCGCGACCGAAGGCAAGAAGCAUUUCGAGUACGACUUCAAGCUACUCAGCGGCGCCGCGGGCUUGAUCUAUGGAUACACGCUAUUCGUCCCGCUGGGACUGUGGGCUGCACUGAGAUGGUUCGGCGCGCAGUCGAUGGACCUGAUUGAGUGCUGGGCGCUAUACGGAUAUAGCAAUCUCUUCUGGAUUGCCGUGGCGCUGGUUUCGUGGUCGCCGCUCAAUGGGCUGAAUUAUGCCUUGGUCGGACUGGGAUGUGGUGUGAGCGUGUUCUUCCUGGUCAAGAACUUACGCCCUGUCAUCAGCGCUACGGAGAAGAAGAUCAGCCAGAUCCUGUUGUUGGCGGUGAUAUUAUUGCAGGCUGGCCUUGCGAUCGCGAUCAAGAUUCUCUUCUUUAGCCACAAGAGUCCUGCUAAGGGUGACGCGGACGACAGGUUGAUGCUAUUCUAGGGUUGGAACUCUCGGCAGAAGCAUUGAAUGGGGUUCUACAAUAUACGGGAUGCAGUGUAAUGUAUUAUCACAACCCCACAAAGUUCGAUGUGGUAUACAGCAUCGUGUUGCUUUCAUAGGAGCGAUAUAGGCUUUUUCGGAUUGUCCUAGGUCAGGUCAACAGGCCAGGGACUGGGGUCGCAAAAGGCAAGCGACCAUGGCUUGAAACUGGGGUCUUGAGGAGCAAACUCAUA